AUGGACCCGUGGUGCGCAAUGGAGUCGCCCAAGGUGGCGCCCGCGAACAAAGGCCCCGCUGCAACGACUCUCGCACCGCGUGUCCGACGCACCUUGCCCCUCCUUGGCAGCGUCGCAUGCUUUCGAACGCUGCCACAACUGGCCGUCUACACCGAGAAGCACCAAGCGCUGGCGUUUCUCGAUACGUGUCUUCGCGGUGUCGGUCAAUGCAACUUUCAAAACUCACCGCUCUCGGGGCUUCUCUUCCUCGUCGCGCUCGGCCUGUCGACCCAAGGGCUGCGCAUGGUUGCCUUUGCACUGCUCGGCGUUGUGUCAGCGACAGCCUUCUCGUGCCUCAUGGGCCUGGACCGAAGUUUGCGCGCCGCCGGUCUCCACGGGUACAACGCGACGCUGGUCGGGUGUGCGGUGCACACGUUCUUCACGGGUGAUGCGUACGGCGUAGCGAGCCUCGUCAUUGUACUCCUAUCAAUUCUCAGCGUGCUCUUGGCGACGGCGACGGCUUCGGCACUGCCGCCCGGCCUUCCAACCCUCACGUUUCCCUUUCAAGUGUCGAUCUGGAUCUACGCGCUCUCGACGCAGCUCUACCCGAGUCUUCAAACCAUGGCGUUUCCAGCACCCCGCCUCGUGCUCAACUCGACGCUCUCGACUGCGUCCUACGACUCGGCUGCGAUCGCCCAAGCCGUUUUCUCUGGGAUUGCCGAGACCUUCCUCGUCGGCGACUGGUUCCCGGGUUCGCUGCGCUCCUCGCGUCAACGGCCGUGA
Saprolegnia diclina VS20 is the source of this 762-nucleotide messenger RNA. RefSeq lists its product as hypothetical. Gene Ontology annotation, molecular function: urea transmembrane transporter activity. The coding region runs from base 1 to 762 and encodes 253 amino acids. Lineage: Eukaryota; Oomycota; Saprolegniomycetes; Saprolegniales; Saprolegniaceae. The transcript has 2 exons. The record is from RefSeq and is a predicted model, not a curated record. Gene Ontology annotation, cellular component: membrane. Gene Ontology annotation, biological process: urea transmembrane transport.